AACAUUUGCUAUAAUUCUAGUCUUGAAGGAUUCCGACUGAAUGUAACAGUUGUCAAGAAAAAAGCCGUUUCUGAAUGGAUAGAUUGCGUAAUGGAGUGUGCAACUGAGAUAUGUUGUAGAUCUAUCAACUUCAAGAAGAAAUUAACUUCAAAAAAUGAUUCAAAUUGUGAAAUGUUACAUAACGUGGUUUACAAUACAUCUGAGAGAUUACUGGAGAAGAAUUCCUCCUAUGAUUAUGUUUAUCUUCUCAACCCACAAAAGGGUUACAAUGAAAGUUGUUUUAACGAUGAAAAUGAAAGAGUCAAAGACUGCGCUGAUAUCUAUCAUAAAGAAAUAAAACAAAGUGGAAUUUAUAAAAUUAAUCCCGACGGACAGGGAAGUUUCAAAGUGUUUUGUGAUAUGACAACAUCAGGUGGAGGAUGGACUGUAUUUCAACGUCGUCUUGAUGGAAGUGUUGACUUCUACCGAGGAUGGCAAGAUUACAAACAAGGUUUUGGUAACUUGAGCGGGGAAUAUUGGCUUGGACUUGAUAAAAUACACAAGAUGACAAAUAUUUUAGAAAAUGAACUUCGAAUCGACAUGGAAGAUACAUCUGGAAACACCAGAUACGCUCAUUAUGAUUCAUUUAAUGUCAGCAGCGAAAGUGAGAAAUACAAGUUGAAUGUUGGGGGUUAUCAUGGUACAGCAGGAGACUCGUUAUCAUAUCAUAACAAUAUGGAUUUCAGCACCAAGGAUUCUGACAAUGAUAUUGCGAAAAUCAACGUUAACUGUGCGGUGACAUUCAAAGGAGCCUGGUGGUAUCGUGGCUGUCAUUAUUCCAAUUUAAAUGGUUUGUAUCAUUAUGGCAAUCACACAUCGUACGCUGAUGGAAUCAAUUGGCUCCAUUGGAAAGAUCAUUAUUAUUCUCUGAAAUCAACGUCGAUGAAGAUACGACCACGUGAAUUUGGAAAGAAUAAAUAAAGUUGUUGAACGAUAAAGAAGGUUUACGUUUACUUUAUAAAAAGUGCAAUGCACUAACACGGCACUUGUUGGUUUUUAUAAAUAUUUAAAAUCGUGUAAUAAAUGACGUAU
Dendronephthya gigantea is the source of this 1071-nucleotide messenger RNA. Its product is annotated as microfibril-associated glycoprotein 4-like. The coding region runs from base 91 to 960 and encodes 289 amino acids. The transcript is spliced from 5 exons. The record is from RefSeq and is a predicted model, not a curated record. Lineage: Eukaryota; Metazoa; Cnidaria; Anthozoa; Malacalcyonacea; Nephtheidae.